CUCGACACGGCCACCACCACAACCGAACACCCUGUUCCGAGCCGGUGAAAAAAAACGCCAAAAAACCCCACGUAGCGCACUAGCGUCUGUAGCUGCGCCACUGCCACCGCCACCGCCACCGCUGGCCAAAGCCAAUCCAAGCUUCCCGUUCCGCCCCCGUAAAAAAAGGCGUUCCAAGCGGCGGCGUACUUAUCGAAAUGGAGCUUGGGCCCCCCUCCUCAACACGGUGCGAAUGCCCGCAUUAACUAGAGCGCUGCGCUGUGCACUGCUCGCUGCACGGGUGGCACUCGCACGCGAGAAAGCACGCCGCGCAUUCGCCUCUCACGGCGAAAUGCUGUCGCAGCCCGCCGCGGCGCUGGCUCGCUUGCCCCCCGCGUCGGUGCGCGUCCUCGUCGGGUUCGGGGCGGCGCUGCUCGUCUCGCUCGUCGUCCUCCACCGCCGCCCCGCCGCGAGGGGGGCGGCGGGCGGCGGCGGCCCCGCGGAGUACGACCCGGCCGCGCGGUUCCUGGCCCUGUCCGAGGGGGCGAACGCGACCAUCGCCGCCGACCUGCGGGCGCUCACCGCGGGGCCGCACCUCGCGGGGACGGGCGCGGCGGCCGGCGCCGCCGCGCGGGUGCUCUCGGGGUUCCGCGCCGCGGGGCUCCGAACCCUAACGCGGGAGUACACGCCGCUGCUCUCGUACCCGGGGCACGCCUCCCUCGCGCUGCUCCGCGCCGACCGGACCCUCCUCGCGCACCUGUCCCUCGACGAGCCGGCGGACGUCGGGCGCCGCCUCGUGCGGCCGUACCACGCGUACGCCCCGUCCGGCGGGGCCGUCGCGGAGGCGGUGUUCGUCAACCUCGGCCGCGAGGAGGACUACCUCACGCUGGAGCGGCUCGGGGUGAGCGUCCGCGGCCGCGUCGCGGUGGCGAUCCGAGGAGGAGGCUACCGCGGCGGGGUGGUGCGCCGCGCCGCGGAAAGGAGCGCCGCUGCCGUUCUCAUUGCCGGCCACGCGGACGGCGGGGUCGAGAGGGGCACGGUAAUCCUCGGAGGCCCCGGCGACCCGCUCACCCCCGGGUGGGCCGCCACGGCCGGGGCGGAGCGCCUGGAUUUCGACCACGAGGAUGUUAAGCGGCGGUUUCCGGCCAUCCCAUCUAUGCCGGUGUCGGGCAAGACGGCUUCGGCUAUCAUACGGACACUAGGUGGCCCGGCUUUGCCGGCGGAUUGGCAGACCGGAGUUGGACUCCCGGUGGAUGUCGGCGGCGUUGGACCUGGUCCCACUCUGGUCAACUUCACAUAUCAGGAGGACAGGAAGAUGGGCAUGAUACAGGAUAUUUUUGCUAUUAUUAAAGGGUACGAAGAACCUGAUCGUUACGUUAUCCUUGGUAACCACCGAGAUGCAUGGACCUAUGGAGCAGUUGACCCUAACAGCGGGACAUCUGCGCUUCUUGAUAUUGCUCGGCGUCUUGGAAUAAUGCUGCAGUCAGGCUGGACACCACGGAGGACCAUCAUUCUUUGUAGUUGGGAUGCCGAAGAGUUUGGAAUGAUCGGAUCAACUGAAUGGGUCGAAGAGAACCUCGAAGAUCUGCAAUCGAAAGCUGUAGCUUACUUAAAUGUUGAUUGUGCGGUGCAAGGAAUUGGGCUUUUUGCUGGUUCUACCCCCCAGUUGGACAACCUCUUGGUCGAUGUUACAAGACAGGUAAAAGAUCCAGAUGUUGAAGGAAAAACAGUCCAUGAUACAUGGAAUAAAAUGACCGGAGGCAUCAAUAUAGAAAGACUUGCCAGAACUGAUUCUGACUUUGCUCCAUUUCUACAUCAUGCUGGGAUCCCCUGUAUGGAUUUAUACUAUGGAAAAGAAUUUCCUGGAUAUCAUACGGCUCUUGACUCGUAUCAUUGGAUGGAAAAGCAUGGUGAUCCACUGUUUCUUCGUCACGUGGCUAUUGUGGAGAUUUGGGGACUACUGGCCCUUCGAUUAGCAGAUGACCCUGUGCUGCCUUUUGAUUAUCAAACAUACGCUUCCCAGUUGCAGGAGCAUGCAAAUGCAUUCUCUAGUAUGAUGGAAAAUAGCAAAUGGGUUCAUUUGCUGAAUAGAUCCAUUGAAGAUCUUUCUGAUGCAGGCUUAGAAUUUCUGAAAGAGGCAAAGAAAUUACAGGACCAAAAUAUAUCCGAUGGGUACUCUCUGAUGAGGCGGCGAUUGUUGAACGACCGUCUUCUACUUGCUGAAAGAAGCUUUCUGCAAGCUGAUGGACUUCAGGGAAGAGGAUGGUUCAAGCAUCUGGUGAGCCUUAAGUGGGUCAGCCAUGAACCCACUUAUAGGUCAAAAUAAGCAGGUCUGCGGCUUAUUUUGGCCUAUAAGUGGGUUUCGCGGAUGUACUCGCCUCCGGAGGACUACGAAAGCAAGCUCUCGUUUUUCCCUGGGGUGGCGGACGCCAUCUCCCGGUCGAGCAAUCGAAGCGCGAAAGAACAGCAGGCGGCGGUGCGGCAUGAGGUGCGGAAAAUCUCUAGGGCAAUCCAAAGAGCAGCUGAUGUUCUUAGAGGCGAAUUCAGUAAUAGGAACGAAUCUUUAUACUCUAGCCUUUCUGUGGCUCCAUAAAAACUGUGUAUAAAUAAAAUCGAUUGGGGUUUGAGAAAUGAAAUCUUGUUCCUGUGCGAAGGUGGUUUUA
Oryza sativa Japonica Group (Japanese rice) is the source of this 2642-nucleotide messenger RNA. The record is from RefSeq and is a predicted model, not a curated record. NCBI's taxonomy places the organism in Eukaryota, Viridiplantae, Streptophyta, Magnoliopsida, Poales, Poaceae.